This is a messenger RNA of Phytophthora nicotianae INRA-310, 342 nucleotides long. RefSeq lists its product as hypothetical. Bases 1 to 342 code for a protein of 113 amino acids. The transcript is spliced from 2 exons. NCBI's taxonomy places the organism in Eukaryota, Oomycota, Peronosporomycetes, Peronosporales, Peronosporaceae. The record is from RefSeq and is a predicted model, not a curated record.
AUGACGGGAGAAGCAAGUGGCGUCACUUCUCGGCUGCAAAACGUGUGUGCGCCCUGCCUUCAUCAAUUUGAUCUAGUGAUGCAGAGUGUCUAUUCGAGUGCAAUGGACGACAAGUUUAUCAACAUUGACGGGGCUGAGUGGUCACUUGCGGCGUCAGAAGAUUUGGGUCGCGAUAAAGUGCUCAGUGAGCUACAUGAGCUUCCACGCGAUCUGGUGCACUCAUACUGCGCAAUGUCUGGCAUGGUUGGCCCACUAACCAAGAAGGGUAUUGACACAAAGAUUACACAACAGCCUACAGAGAUCUGCGGAAACUACGCGCUAUCUGUAAAAGUGCGCUUUUGA